This is a messenger RNA of Stereum hirsutum FP-91666 SS1, 1350 nucleotides long. RefSeq names its product disulfide isomerase. Gene Ontology annotation, biological process: protein folding. Gene Ontology annotation, cellular component: endoplasmic reticulum. Bases 107 to 1246 code for a protein of 379 amino acids. The transcript has 11 exons. Lineage: Eukaryota; Fungi; Basidiomycota; Agaricomycetes; Russulales; Stereaceae. The record is from RefSeq and is a predicted model, not a curated record. Gene Ontology annotation, molecular function: protein disulfide isomerase activity.
CACAACCACGACCACAUAAUCCCCCUUCCCUCCUUCCUUUAUCCCGACCAUAAUUUCUGACUGACCUCCGAAUCACUUUGGUUAAAUCUGUACGCUGAGCACGACAAUGAAGUUCGCAACUCGCUCUCUGUUCGCACUCGCGUUCGCGACUGUGGGCGCGCUCGCGUCAAAUGUGCUUGAGCUCACCCCGGAUAACUUCGAUGAGGUUAUUGGACAGGGGAAGCCUGGUUUGGUCGAGUUCUUCGCUCCAUGGUGUGGACACUGCAAGAACCUCGCGCCUGUAUAUGAACAGCUCGCCGAUGCAUACGCACACGUAAAAAACAAGGUCGUUGUUGCUAAAGUUGACGCAGAUGGCGCCGGAAAGCCUCUGGGCCAAAAGUAUGGUGUUACGGGCUACCCAACACUAAAGUGGUUCAACGCGGAUGGGACGUAUGAACCUUAUGAGGGUGCGAGGGACUUGGAUGCGCUCGCGUCUUUCAUCACCCAGAAGUCGAAUGUCAAGUCAAAGAUUAAGCCUCCCCCUCCUUCCGCCGUUCAAAUCUUGGACGUCAACUCGUUUGAUGAUGUUGUCCUUAACGGCGAGAACGACGCGCUUGUCACCUUCACCGCUCCAUGGUGCGGUCACUGUAAGACCUUGAAGCCUACAUAUGAGAAGGUUGCCCAAGAUUUCCUCCGUGAAUCCAACUGUGUUGUCGCCAACGUCGACGCAGACUCCGCUGUGAACGCUCCUCUCAAGGAGAAGUAUGGCGUCAGCGGUUUCCCCACGAUCAAGUUCUUCCCCAAGGGUGCUUCUGAGCCCAUCGCGUACGAGGGUGCCAGAAGCGAGGAGGCAUUUGUUGACUACCUGAACGAGAAGUGCGGUACUUUCCGUGCCGUCGGCGGUGCUCUCAACGAGAAGGCCGGCCGUGUUGCUCAGCUCGACGACCUCGCCUCCCAGUUUUUCGUGGCUGCGGCCGAUGCACGCGCCGAUAUCUACAAGGAGGCCUCCCAGCUUGCUGCGGAGGUGGGCCCAGCAGCGAAGCAUUACGUGCGCGUGAUGGAGAAAGUCGUGAAUGGUACUGAGGACUAUGUCUCGAAAGAGUCGAAACGUCUUGCGUCGAUCCUUGACAAGAGGUCGCUCGCGGAAGCAAAGCUAGACGAGAUCAAGAUGAAGGCGAACGUCCUUGCUGCGUUCACGGCGAAGAAGGUCGCGGAUGCUGAGGCGAAGGUGGAGGAUACGAUCGAGCGGGCUACUGAGGAGCUGUGAAGUUUCUGAGGAUCGUUUGAGUCUGGCUUUCUGGUGGAUCGGCUGUGUGUGAUUGCUGGCUAUGCCUUAUUUCUGUUUUUGACAUAAGAUAUAACCUGACCGAC